Geodia barretti is the source of this 535-nucleotide messenger RNA. Lineage: Eukaryota; Metazoa; Porifera; Demospongiae; Tetractinellida; Geodiidae. The record is from the annotation of a GenBank genome assembly.
GACAUUGAUGAGUGUGUCACUACUAACAGAAGCGCCCUGUGCCAGAAUAUCUGCACCAACACACUGGGAGGCUACAGCUGUACCUGUCCGAGAUGGUACUACAUAGAGGUUGGAGAAGACAACUGUACAGCAUUGGAUGUGUGUACAGUGCUAGCUGUGAGCUGUGGCAGCCACUCCAGCUGUGUCAAUUCUCUUGACUCUGAAGAGGGCUACAGUUGUGUAUGUGACUCUGGCUACAGACAAGACGGAAACUCUUGCUCAUCUGCUGCUCUUGUUCACAUCACCUGGGUCAUUACUCUGGUUCUAGCAACCACUAUCAUCUUCGUCAUUGGUUGCUUCUUUGUCGCCCGACACAAGUACCUCAAAAACAAAAGAAAUGAGGAGAGGAUGAUGAAGGGAGAUGAUAUGGGAAUGUCUGUGUUGGUGGACUGAAGGCCAUAGGCUAGCAGCCAAAAGAAAAUACGCACACAAUAAAUAUAAUGUUUUAUAAUAUGAAAAUUCAUAUGGACAGGUAAUUUGGAGCAAUUGCGACAUG